This is a messenger RNA of Aethina tumida (small hive beetle), 580 nucleotides long. RefSeq lists its product as uncharacterized. Lineage: Eukaryota; Metazoa; Arthropoda; Insecta; Coleoptera; Nitidulidae. The transcript has 2 exons. Bases 58 to 501 code for a protein of 147 amino acids. The record is from RefSeq and is a predicted model, not a curated record.
GUUCAUUUGAAGUUUACAACCGAACCAUUACCUUCAGACUAAAUAGUAAUAAUUACGAUGGACCCACUUAACAACCAAUACUCGCCGAAUAUGUGGGAGAGGCAGAGUGAGCCGGAUUCACAACAGGACGAAUCCGAGAGCGACGACGAACAGUUCACGGCAGUGCCGGCCAAAAGACGUAAAAUACAAAUCGCAUCGGGCUGCUCCGAAAAAAAAUACGAGAUGUGGACCUCGAUCGUGGUCAAUGUGUUGUCGAAAUCAUUCACGAACUGUUCUGUUAGUCCUUUAGAUGAAGAUGGGGGUAAGGCUGAUCAGGGGAAUAAAACACUUGUUAAAGCUGGCCUUGCACCAACGGAAAUUGCUAAGGAGUCUGAAUGUGGAGGGAACGUCGGUGAUGGUAAUGGCAACCAUGAUGAUGUCGAAAAUUGUUCUAAAACGGACGAAAUAUUACCGCCCUUUAAGUCACAUAAGAGUGAAAAAAACAGAGAUAAAAAUAAUUAAAUACUUAUAUACACUGCUAAAUUAAUUAUUGAUGAUUUUUUGUAUAUUUUUAUAUUAAAUAUUUAAAUUACAUUAUUAA